Messenger RNA from Oikopleura dioica, 1503 nucleotides. The record is from the annotation of a GenBank genome assembly. NCBI's taxonomy places the organism in Eukaryota, Metazoa, Chordata, Appendicularia, Copelata, Oikopleuridae.
AUGUUUGCGGACGUGAAAAGGAUGGGACAUUCCCAACAAGCCAGGCAUCGACAAAGAGAGCAAGCGUUUCUGGAGCAGCAGCAAACGACAGCAAGAAACCACCGAAACGACAACAUAACUCGCCUCGGGGCUCAAAUGGACGAGCGUGCCCAAAACAAACGCUGGGUUCAGCAGCAACACGCGCAGCAACAAGAACUAGCGAUGGAACAAGCGAUGCUAGAGGAAAGAGCUCUUCGCGAGGCACAAGCGAAGAAAGAAGCUCAAGAAACAGCACUUGCAGCAGAAUUGGCGAGGCAAAAGACGGAAAAGCUUAGAGACGAGAAGAUGCGACAGCGGGUUAGGGAAGAGUCGGAAGAGAUUAGACAGCUGAGGAGUCAGUUGGAAGCGGCCUAUACAAAUAGAGAAAGAGAAAAACAAGUCGCUGAAAAACGCAAAAUCUACGAACAAGAGCUCGACGAAGAAGUCAAAUUCAUCGCCGAAACCCAGCGCGAGCUCGAAGCCCACGCAGAAUCUGCCAAACAAAUCGAACAGAGCAAAAUCGUCGAAACAGAAAGAUACAAGCGAGAGCUUGAGGCACAAGUCAUCGCGCAAAAAGAAGCUGAAGAAAAGGCGUACAUUGAGUAUCUCAAAGAAAAAGUUAUCAUCGACGAAGUCGUCAGGAAGAUUUAUGAAGAGGAUGCAAGGGCAAGAGAGGUUGAGAUGGCGAAGAAACAGGAGCAGCGAGAGUAUAUACAGCAGUUUCAGAGGGAACAAGCACUCUGGCAAGAGCAAGAAAAGCAACGCUUGGCCGAAGAAACUGAACGCAUCAAGAAGUAUCAACUCCAAAAAGAAGCCGAAGAAGCUGGCCGCCAAACAAAGCGAGCCGAAGAAUCUGCAGCAAAAGAACAUGUUCAAAAUCAACUGGCAAAACAACUCGAAAGCAUCAGAGCGCAGCGCGAUGAGUACGAAGAUAUUCUUCGUGAGCUGGCACUCAACGAGCAAGAAGAAAAGGCGCGACUUGAAGAAAUUGCAGAGAUGGAGAAGAGAAUCAAUGAUCGACUCGAGCUCCAGCGACAUCGGGAUCUUCAGAUGAAGCUCAAAGAAGAGCGCCUUCUCGCUGCGAUGGAAGAGGAGGAAGAAUAUCGAAGACAAAUGAUGGAGAAAUUCGCAGAGGACGACCGAAUCGAACAAAUGAACGCUCAAAAACGACGAAUGAAACAGCUCGAGCAUAAACGAGCAGUUGAAGAGCUCAUUCAGCAUCGACGAGAGCAGCACAAGCGCGAGCACGAGGAAGAACUUGCCGAACGCGAGCGAGAAAAGGCUGAAGCUCGAAGAAGAGCGGAAAUCAUCGAGGAAGAAAGACAGAAACUUCUUGCGGCGCAUGCGAAAAAUGUUCUUGGAUAUUUGCCCAAGGGCGUCAUCAGAGACGGAGACGAUAUCGCACGCCUGGGUACAGCUUACGCCGAUGCAUACGCUCCUACGACUCGUCGAGAUUUCGAAGCUCAGUAUAUCACCGACAAUUAA